AAAAAAAACAAAAAAACAAAGAAAAAAAAAAAAAAAACCAAGCUCUUUAGACCGUUAAAAGAUAAUAAUUUGAAGGAAAUUUUCUUUAGCUACUUGAGCGGUGAUCUUUCGCAAUUAAAGUGAUCUCCUUACCGCUGUUUAAAAUUCUUGAUCGUGUUAUGUAAUUGAAAUGCGUAACUAAAUGUUUUCAUAUACACUUUCUAUCGUUUAAUCCGAACGAAUAUUUAAUGACCAUUUAAUGGCCAUUUAUGAAUAAACAUUUUAUUAAAUUAAUAUUUCCUUUCUUUGGAUCAAUUGACGUAAUACGCUAUCAACAAACAAGUGCAAAGUAAAGCAGUAGCAAUUAAUUCAACUACGAUAAUAUCGCCAGCAUAAUUACUAAGUACUUUGUUGUCAAUUUUUUAAACUGGCGUGUCCUAUUCGAAGCUGAUGUUUUCAUUUUUACAAAAGGGGCUAUUGUUUACCAAAGAUACGACACAAUUGGAUAGAUGGACAGACGGACAUGCUCAGGUGCAUUUCGAAUUUGAAACUGGCGAAGAAUACAUAUAUACUCUCUGAAGUUUUUGAAGGUCGGUCCUGGUCGCUGAAAAAAGAUGAAGGCUGAAGAUAAAAGACUAUACUCCUUAUCCUUCGGCGAUGGGGAAUAAAAGCUAAUGAAAAUUUUUUGGGGGAAAAAAAAUGAUUAACAAAUUGAAAUAAUAUUAUAUAUGAAUGUUAAAAUUUUUUAGAGAUUUGCGCAUCAUGCCCAAUACAUAUCCGCCGAAAAGUGAUAGUUAUGAAGGAAAUUAUUAUCAGAGCUAUGCCAGUCCAUUUGGAUCGUCUAACAAUGAGCGACAUCAACAGCUACUUAUGACUGCCCAAGCCAAAAGGAAAUUCAGUUUUCCAGCCACUUUACAUUCGAGCGCACUGCUAGAGCAAUAUCACCAGCAAUCAACUCGACGACGCUUAAGUAAUGUCAGCGAUGCGGUAACACGAAAGUUAUCCUAUACGAUCGGAUGGAAGAGUCAACAAAUAUCGGCACAGGAUAUAAUAACACAAGGAUGUUGUCUAUGCGGUCAAUAUAUCAAACGUCGUCUACGCCGAUCAGGUCUUUUCAAUAAGAAAUUGGGCUUGCAACGCAUACGCAGUAUUAUGAGAGUAACUACUACGACAGUUGUACGUGAGGUCUUCCCUGCUGUUUUAGUGUUAGGCGAUGAGUUAGAACGUAUGCAUCCGCGUGUUUAUAACGGUAUAGCCCGGCAAAUUUGUCGUAAUCCCGGUGGUGAAUUCCAGUCAGUCGACACUGUUAAUCUGCUGCUGAGUGCCGUUGCGCGGGAUUUAUUUCGCUUAAACAUAACAUGGAGUAAAAUUGUUUCAUUAUUUGCCAUUGCCGGUGGCUUAUCGGCAGAUUGCGUUCGUCAAGGUCAUUCCGAGUACUUACCCAAGCUAAUGGAAAGCGUAUCUGAUAUCAUAGAGGACGAAUUGGUGCCAUGGAUUAAUGAAAAUGGCGGUUGGUUAGGGAUGAAUAAUCAUGUUCUUCCAGCUACAAAAAAAUUAAAACCUCUAGAAUGGUCAACUAUAGUAAUUUGCGGUAUAUUUGGUUUAUUUGUUCUAUAUGUUAUAGUAAAAUUCUUCUUAACAUUUAUAAUACCCGAACUCUAUCAACGAAUUAUGGGAAAAUAAGAAAAUAAAUGAAAGCAAAAAAAAGUCAAAUUAACCUUCUUUUUCUCCAAAUCUGAUCGGUUAAGUAAGAGAGCAGUAAAACGGCCAUCGCCAAAGUUUCAAAAUCCACUAACCAUAAUCGUAAACCACAGAAUGAUGUGAAUAUUUAACUAAUGCGAAAUGCUUGAUAAGAAAAUAACUUAUCAGAAAUGUAAUUAUGUCCCGGGCUAGAAAGAUUUAUAAUUUGACUUCGAUUUUAAUUAGUUGAGAGAGAAAAGCUCUCUAUCAUAAGGUGACAUGGAUUUUUCUUACUUAUCGAUAAUCAUAAAUAAGAUUUUGAGGCUUUUCUUUGAGACUAACGUAUCUCAAUACGGUUUUCAUUUUCGUUGCCGCUUAUAUUGGAAAUAUUAUUUCGAAAUGAUAAUUAUCUACAUUUGAUCAUAUAUAUAUUUUAUUAGUAAAAUAACAAUUGAUUUAAUCCAUCUAAACCUGUCGUUUGACAUUAAGCCCUUUCAUAAAAUGAUUAAUAUUUAAAAUAUGUUGCAUUACGAUUUAGUCGAUGACUUUUGUGACAUUUCUAAGAGGCUCUCUGAUCUGUUGGAAUUUUCCUACCACGGAUUACGGAUCGCUGGUUAUCGAUCAUUGUUGAUCCGAAAGCUUUUAUAAGACAAUUCUCGUUUCGUUCUCUCUCUUUCUCUCUCCGCCUGUCUUACGAAUAUUUUCAAAAGACAAACUGCAUAUGCUAAUGAUUAGAGAAAAUUUUGCACUCUCCAGAUCUCUUUGAAAUCAAUCUUACUCAAAUUACUAGCAUUAUUAUUGUAAAGUUUUGUUUGCUCUCAGAGAAGAUUUCUCUGUUUACUUCGCAGCAUUAGGAGAUUGCUGACAUUGCUGUUAUUAUAAAGUUGUGUUUACUCUGAGAGAUAAUUUCUUUAUUGCAAAAUCUUAGCUUACUUGAGCCUGAAAAAGGGAGGGAAAGAUAUAAAGAGAGGAUCACCAACAUUCUUCUUAACAAUUGCUUACACGAAUAUAAAUCUCUGGAUG
Messenger RNA from Glossina fuscipes, 2682 nucleotides. It is a transcript of the gene Buffy, whose product is annotated as bcl-2-related ovarian killer protein. The record is from RefSeq and is a predicted model, not a curated record. The transcript has 5 exons. Gene Ontology annotation, molecular function: protein heterodimerization activity; protein homodimerization activity. Gene Ontology annotation, cellular component: mitochondrial outer membrane. Gene Ontology annotation, biological process: extrinsic apoptotic signaling pathway in absence of ligand; intrinsic apoptotic signaling pathway in response to DNA damage; regulation of apoptotic process. Bases 712 to 1662 code for a protein of 316 amino acids. NCBI's taxonomy places the organism in Eukaryota, Metazoa, Arthropoda, Insecta, Diptera, Glossinidae.